Messenger RNA from Acanthopagrus latus (yellowfin seabream), 2126 nucleotides. Its product is annotated as homeodomain-interacting protein kinase 2-like. Gene Ontology annotation, molecular function: transcription coactivator activity; SMAD binding; ATP binding. Gene Ontology annotation, biological process: peptidyl-threonine phosphorylation; peptidyl-serine phosphorylation; smoothened signaling pathway. The record is from RefSeq and is a predicted model, not a curated record. Bases 7 to 1305 code for a protein of 432 amino acids. NCBI's taxonomy places the organism in Eukaryota, Metazoa, Chordata, Actinopteri, Spariformes, Sparidae. The transcript is spliced from 13 exons. Gene Ontology annotation, cellular component: nucleus; PML body; cytoplasm.
GUUUCCAUGCUGAGACGGUUCAAGCGCCUGAAACUCCACCAACACAUCGUUGAGUUCAUCGAUUGCUUUCAAACCAGAUAUGGAAAGGCAAUCGUGUUGGAGGUGUUGGAUAUCACCCUAGGCGACUACCUUGGAAAGACAAGUUUUGCGCCGAUGCUUCUGAGUGACAUCAGAAGCAUCAUCCAGCAGAUGGGGACAGCAUUUGAGGCGCUGAAGGGGAUCGGGGUGAUCCAUGCUGACCUGCACCUCCACAACAUUAUGAUGGAGAAUCACCAAACACGACCCUUCAGAGUCAAGCUCAUUGACUUCGGUGUUGCCAUGUCCAGAUCAGAAGCCAGCCAGGGCAAGCGCCUGCAACCGCUAGCAUUCAGGUCUCCAGAAAUCAUGUUGGGCUGUCCAUUUUCUGAGGCCAUUGACAUGUGGUCCCUGGGCUGUCUGAUGUUCAUAAUGAUCUGCGGCAAACUACCGUUCAGUGGACGCUCCGAGUAUGAAAUUCUGCGGAGCAUCGCUGGUCUCAUAGGUCAGCCAGAAGACCUUGUUCUCAGUACUGGUCUCCAGACAAAGAAGUACUUUAACUGGACUGAGUCAAACAGCUGGGAGCUCAAGACAUCUUUUGAGUAUUUCAAAUGUCACCUCAGCAGUGUCAAGCACCACAAGCUCCAGUCUCUGGACGAUCUCAAAAUAAUGCGUCUUGAGGAAAAUAAUGAAGCUGAGGCCGCAGAGCGAGAGCAGUGCAUCGAGCUCCUGAAGGCCAUGCUGAAGACGGGUGAGGAUGAGAGGAUCGCUCCCUGUCAAGUCCUCACUCAUGCAUUUAUCACCAAAGACUACCCAAACAAUGUGGCAGAGAAGUCUGAUACCAGCCAGCGUAAGAUGAUGAGACCAAAGGCGGCAGUCAUGAGUAAAAGACGCCCCGCUUGUCUUACGACAGCGCCCCCUUCCAGUCUUGCUUGUUACAGUCCACCAGCAGGUGUGAUCCUGGUUCGUCCUGCGACGGCUGAUAACACACUGCUGCUGGAGGGUCAGGGGAGCAAAGUCAGUGGCAGGUCUUACAUUGACAAGACCUCAGGAUGUUCAGCUUUCACUUCUCCGUUCUCGAGUGAGGACUGCACUCCAUCUCCCACGUUUCUGCCAUCAGGUGUGAUUCUGGUUCGGCCUGCGACAGCCCAGCGCACGGUGCUGGGAGAUCAGGAGAGUGCAGUCAGAAAACAUGGGGGCAAAGAAGGAGCCAGGGAAGAAGAAGAAUGUCCUCCGACGUGUCUUCUCCUGGUUGAGAAAGACGUUCAGGCCAUGUGUUCCAUCUGUUGAUGGUCCGGCCUGCGACAGCUGAGAACAUGCUGUCGCUGGAAGGCGGGAGGGGGGGCAAAGUCAGUGGCAGGACUUACAUUAACAAGACCUCAGGAAGUUCAGGCUUCACUUCAUCGAAUAAGGACUGUGACUAUGAGCCUGAUCCUGGGUCAGCCUCCGGCUGCUGAGAGCAUGCUGCUGUUGGAAGGUCCUGAGACAGAGAUGGAAGUCACUGUCAGCGGAGGAGCAGCCAUAUAUUACCAACAGGCCGACAGAGAGAGAGAGCUCCACGCCCAGAGACACCCCGACUGCUCUGUCAGCCAAAACUACACACUCAGCGUCAGUGGUGUCCUCCACUUCACGGGCAGCUGUGAUGGAGGCCUCGACCUCACAGAGAGCUGUGGAGGAACCACGUCCCCGCAGACGGUCCCGGUCCUGUCACAGCUCACAUCAGCGGACAGCUGUGGUGCUGCUGCCACACACACAAGCUCCAGUGACCGUGCACUCACAUCUCUGUCCUCCUCUGCAGGACUCACACCGAGUCCAGCCAAUCAGAGGAUGUGGAGCAUCACCCAGUGAUGGAGCAGCUUGAUCCUCCACCAAGUCCACCCAGUGCAGAGCAUCAGCUGCCCUCCUCUCCACAUGGUGGACUUCUGUGAUGUCAUGCAGAUGGAUCCGUGGACGUGUAGAUAGAUGUACAGAUAGAUGUUUAAAUAAAUAUAUAAACUGAUGUAUGGAUAGAUUUUAAGAUAGAUGUAUAGAUUGAUGUCUUGAGUGAUGUAGAGAUGUAUGUACAGACUGAUAUAUAGAUAGUUGUCUAGAUAGAUUUUAAGAUAUAUGUA